ACAGAAAUAUUUGGAUAAAAGAGCAGUGUGAGAAUCAAUUCCCGAACAUUGGUCGGAAAUUGAUAACCCAGGAGAAUAGCAUACGACGUGGUCGAGAACUGAUAACUGCGUUGCUUGAUUUGGGGCGUUCUCCAUUCUUGGAAUUGGGAAAGUGGUUACCUGGUGAAGAAUGGAUCCUCGUCUCUGGCACAAAGUCGCUGCUAUUUCUGGAGUAGCUGCUCUUGGGUUGGGGACUUAUGGUGCUCAUGCCUUCAAACCCAAAAAUCCCACUUACAAAGAGGUUUGGCACACGGCAUCUCUCUACCACUUGGUUCACACAGCUGCUUUGGUUGCUGCUCCUGUCACCCAACGCCCCAAUAUUUUUGGAGGCCUUUUGACUACUGGAAUUGUGGCAUUCUCAGGGACGUGUUAUGCUGUGGCAUUGCUUGAGGACAGAAAGUACUCCACCUUAGCUCCGUUUGGUGGUUUUGCGUUUGUUGCUGCUUGGGCAAGCUUGCUUUUCUGAGAUUUCAAUCUGGAGAGUAGAAUGAGUUCCAUUUGAAAACUCCGGGAAGUGGAACUCAUGUGUAACUCUGCCCUUUGUAAUUCGUUCCUUUAUAAAGACAUACUCCUAACUAUCGGGAUUUCACCCAGGAUAUAAGUAUUUGACUUUUAGAAAAUUUAUAUUCUGAUAUUAUAGGUAACAUUUGACUAA
Messenger RNA from Rhododendron vialii, 694 nucleotides. RefSeq lists its product as uncharacterized. The record is from RefSeq and is a predicted model, not a curated record. Bases 170 to 505 code for a protein of 111 amino acids. The transcript is spliced from 5 exons. NCBI's taxonomy places the organism in Eukaryota, Viridiplantae, Streptophyta, Magnoliopsida, Ericales, Ericaceae.